AUGUCCAACCCCGGCGCGUCCUGCCCUGCUACCGUCGACGGGCAGGAGAAGUUUGAGACCAGAGUCACCACGCUGGAGAACGGGCUGCGCGUGGCCUCGCAGAAUAAGUUCGGGCAGUUUUGCACGGUGGGAAUUCUUAUCAACUCAGGAUCAAGGCAUGAGGCAAAGCAUCUCAGUGGGAUCGCACACUUUUUGGAAAAACUGGCGUUUUCGGUGAGUGUCUGUACAGUGAAUAUCGAGCCUCGGGGCGAAGGCGGGCUCCCUGUUGGCCUUUCCAGAGACACCACCAUGUACGCAGUGUCUGCGGCGUCCAGGGGCCUGGACACAGUGGUCGGCUUGCUGGCAGACGUGGUCCUGCACCCCAGGCUGACAGAUGAGGAAGUGGAGAGGACGCGGAUGGCCAUCCAGUUCGAGCUGGAGGACCUCAGCAUGCGGCCUGACCCCGAGCCGCUGCUCACCGAGAUGAUCCACGAGGUAGAGCGCCAGGGCCUGCUGCCCACGCCGGCCGGGCUGCCCGGGCCCGUCCCCGGCGGCUGCGCGAAGGCGCGGGAGGCUGACCGGGUGCACCUGGGCGACCGCCAGGUGGAGCUGGAGCGAGCCAAGACGCAGCUGAUGUCCAUGCUCAUGAUGAACCUGGAGUCCCGGCCCGUGAUCUUCGAGGACGUGGGGCGGCAGGUGCUGGCCACGCGCUCCAGAAAGCUGCCCCACGAGCUGUGCGCGCUCAUCCGCAGCGUGAGGCCCGAGGACAUCCGCAGGGUGGCCUCGGCCAUGCUCCGCGGGAAGCCGGCGGUGGCGGCCCUCGGCGACCUGACAGACCUGCCAAGCUAUGAGCACAUCCAGGCGGCCCUGGCCAGCAAGGACGGCCGGCUGCCCCGGGCCUACCGGCUGUUCCGCUAGCCGCCCGCCCCUGCACCCGGACAGUGGCCUGUGCUUGUGGCCUGUGGUCUCCGCCGCUUCGGGGUGAAGACCGGCCGCCGUGGCACAGCCUGCACCCUGCAGGGAGCCUGCGCGGGAGCCGCCCCAGAGGCCCCUGGCCAGUCCGCCCCCCGGGCAGGCACAGCCUGCCCUGAGGACCGUCCCCUCAUGGGGUCCCGGGGGGAGGGGGUCUGCCGCGCGUGGCCAGUUCCCUGGGACACAGCCGUGUCCCGAAAGCUGGCGGCUCGGCCCGCGCAGGGUGGGCCCCUCUGAAGCAGAGGCCACUGCUCGUUCCCAGCCGGAAGCGCCCGGAGCCCUGAGGUCUCACGUGGGGUCUGGGGCUACUGCAGCGAAGAGGGCAGCCUCAGGCCCAAGUGGCCGGCUGCAGCGAGCGGCCUGGUGUGGGCAACGGGCUAGUAAAGGUGUGAGCCACA
Condylura cristata (star-nosed mole) is the source of this 1349-nucleotide messenger RNA. It is a transcript of the gene PMPCA, whose product is annotated as peptidase (mitochondrial processing) alpha. NCBI's taxonomy places the organism in Eukaryota, Metazoa, Chordata, Mammalia, Eulipotyphla, Talpidae. Gene Ontology annotation, molecular function: metal ion binding. The transcript is spliced from 7 exons. The record is from RefSeq and is a predicted model, not a curated record. Gene Ontology annotation, cellular component: mitochondrion. Bases 1 to 897 code for a protein of 298 amino acids.